Messenger RNA from Rhinocladiella mackenziei CBS 650.93, 1149 nucleotides. RefSeq lists its product as uncharacterized. Bases 1 to 1149 code for a protein of 382 amino acids. The transcript has a single exon. Lineage: Eukaryota; Fungi; Ascomycota; Eurotiomycetes; Chaetothyriales; Herpotrichiellaceae. The record is from RefSeq and is a predicted model, not a curated record.
AUGGCGAGCCACAUAGAUGACCCUCGAAUCGAAGCGGCCCUCGCAAGAAGCCUUGAACUAGGCGAGACCGCUGUCGCUGUCGCCGCAUAUCACAAAGGAGAACUCAUAGUUGACGCCUUCGCCGGAAUAUCAGAUAAAGAGACCGGCCGCCGGGCAGAUGAACGCUCCUUGUAUCCUGUAUUUUCGGUCACCAAGGGUGUCACGGCAUUGGCGGUGCACAUGCAAGCCGACCGUGGGUUACUGGAACUCGACGCCCCGAUAUCUCGAUACUGGCCCGAGUUCGCCGCCAAUGGAAAAGAAUCCAUCACCGUGGAACAGGCGCUCUCCCACCGGGCUGGAAUCCCUCAGAUGCCCGCUGGAGUAACACCAGAGCUCAUGGCCAACUGGGACUGGAUGGUCGAUCGGAUCGCCAAAUUUACUCCCGUCUUUCCCCCUGGGACCGCAAAUGCUUACCACGUCCUGGUCUGGGGCUGGGUCCUGGGGGAAGUGGUGUGCCGAACUGACCCGAAGAAGCGGCGAUUUGAAAAGUUUGUGGGAGAGGAGAUCUGCCAGCCGUUGGGUAUUACCGAUUUCCAUCUCGGGGUCCCUCCAGAGGCACUGUCUAAUGUGGUGACGCUUUACGGAGGCAACUCCUUCCCCAUCGUCGACCAUCACGGUAUCUGCCCCAUGUCCGUGUUCCCGGGUGCCGACAUCCACAACCGUCCGAUUAUUCGGCAGUGUGUGGAUCCCGGGGCUGGGGCCAUUGCCACUGCCUCAGCGGUAGCUCGAAUCUUCGCUCUCAUCGCCAACGGAGGCGAACUUGAUGGGGUACGCCUCUUGUCAAACGAUAGAGUUAAAGGCCUGGGAAAGCCGAGAGAAAACGCUCAUGAUCCGGACAAGAUCCUUCCUAUUCCUGUGUGGUUCGGCGCCAGCGGAUUCUGGCUCGGCGGUGAGGUGGGACAAUCUGACCCCCUUGUCGGUGAUCACCGCGAUAUCGUCUACAGUCCUGGAGCUGGAGGAACCGUCGCUUGGGCUGAUUUCCGUGAUGGUAUUGCGGUGGCUCUUUGCCAUAACAACAUGGAGACCCCGGCCAUCCUGGAACCUGAAAGGACCUUUGCGCCGAUUGUCAAAGCGAUCCGCGAAAUCAUCGGUGAGAGAGCGAAUAGAUGA